CCCCCGCCGCCAGCACCCCCUACGCGCCGGCCCUGCCACUUCCGCAACCUGGACCAGAUGGUGCAGAGCCUUGUGAGCCACUGCACAUGCCCGGUGCAGUUCUCCAUGGUCAAGGUGUCUGAGGGGAAGUACCAAGUGGGAGACUCCAACACCCUCAUCUUCAUCCGGAUCCUCCGGAACCAUGUGAUGGUGCGUGUGGGGGGCGGCUGGGACACACUUGGCCAUUAUCUGGACAAACACGACCCCUGCCGAUGCACGUCUCUCUCGCACAAGCCAGGCAGCUUCCUGAAGCCCCCAGCCCCACCGGUGCAGCAUGAAGUGCAGGUGCAGGAUGGACCCUCGCCAGCGCAGCCUACGAUGACCAUCAGCCGUUCCCAGAGCCCGCUGCCCCCUGUGGACUGGAGGAUGUACACCUCUUCAGGCCGAAAGUUGAGACCCCUUACCCCCUCCUCCCCUAGACCCCACAGUGAGUGGGGAGCAGGGGUAGGGGCCCUCAGAGAGACGGCACCAUUCCUGAGGUGCCAGGAGAGGACUCUCACCUCGUCUCAGAAGCAACUACCAGCUAGGGACAGCCCACCCAGCCUCCAGUCUUCAUCCCAUAGGGGCCAAGACCCACAGUGUACCUCAAGAAAGAGAGAGAACAGACACCCCACUGAACUCUCCAGGGGAAGGACUCCCAUAUCUUGGGUUCAUAAGGAGACAGAUAGCUGGGGAACCCAUGCCAGGGCCCCCACUCCCCAGAGACUUCGAGCCCCGGAGGCCACCACCAGAGGGACAUCAGCAAGAGGACCAUCUCCCCUGCCUCGAUCCUCGAGCCCAGCCAAGCCCCUGAGCCUCAGGCUGCCAAGCCAGGAUGAGGCUGAGGGUGCUUCUCCCCAGCUCGAGGAACCAGCAUCUGUGCAUUCUCCAUCCUCUAUUAAAGGACUCACCAAGAUUCCUGUCCAGCUGCCCCCUGCCUGCCCUCCCACAUCGGGAAGAAGCUUUCUAGGUACUGCAAGUACAGGUCCCAUAACAGAACUGGGGAGAGGCCCCAUCCCAUCAAGGGCCAUCAUUGGAGACCUGUCUGGGUCCAGAUAUGGGGACUGCUCUGUGGAAGUGAGGCAGGGGUACCAGAAGCCAGACAUCCAGGUCUCAGUGGAGGCUGGAGAGCCCCAGGGCCUGGGCCCACAGGAGCAGGAGGGGAGGUACACUCCCCUGCCCCUGGGUAGGACCCACGAGCAAGCCAUCUAUCAUACCCUUGAAGAGGAGAUUUUGGCCAACAUGAAGCUGCUAGAGGUGGGGGGAACCCGUCCCCUGUGCACAGAGUCUGGGGUCAUUCCUCGCAGUGGAGUCUAUGUCCCCAGCCUGGGUGGGAGGUGGCCUGAGCCUGGAGGUCCUUAUGACAAAGUCAUCCAAGAACUGGCUCAGGGACGCCCACCCCUCCUUAAAGUGGAACUGGGAGCCUGGAAGGCAGCCUCUACAGGCUCCCCUAAGCCAGCUGUUAACACAGGUCCAGAAAGCCCAAAAGGUAAACUGGGAGCCAGAGAGAGUGGACCAAGGACAAAAGCAGGACUGGGUGCCAAGAGCAACGGGAUGAAGGUCCCACCUCAAGGAGGGCAGGACUGCUCAGCCCCUACUGUGUCUGCCAGCCCGGAGGCCCCCACAGCUUCACACUUGGACUUCGGUUCUGACAAAGCCAAGACAUGUCAGGUCAAGGGCAAGAGAAUACUCCGGAAGCCCCAAAGGGUCCCAUCCAUCUACAAGCUGAAGCUGAGGCCCAGGAUCCGGCCCCGGAAAGAUCACAGGCCCGAGAAGCGGCCUUCACGAAUCCCCAAGCCUCUGGCUUACCUCCGCCUGGGCCCAGCCAGGGCCGCCCCCAGGGGCAGGCUGCUGAGAGCUGCGCUGUCCAGCAAGGGAGGGGAGCCAUGCCGGGUGGAGGGAGCUUCAGCAGGUGAGAAGGAGGGGGAAGAAAAGAAGAAAGAGGCAGCUGCCUCCCUGGAGAGCAACCCCCAGCCUCCGGAGGGCCUGGGGCCUCAGCAGCUUGAUGAAGGCCCACUCCCACCUGAGGAGGAGUCCUGGGUCUGA
Molecule: messenger RNA, 2064 nt
Organism: Galeopterus variegatus (Sunda flying lemur)
Lineage: Eukaryota; Metazoa; Chordata; Mammalia; Dermoptera; Cynocephalidae
Product: GAS2-like protein 2
Exons: 5
Biological process (GO): actin crosslink formation; microtubule bundle formation; protein localization to microtubule plus-end
Cellular component (GO): microtubule plus-end; cytoplasm; actin filament
Molecular function (GO): actin filament binding; cytoskeletal adaptor activity; microtubule binding
Source: RefSeq, a predicted model, not a curated record